GAGCCCCGCGCCUUGGGCACCUGCCCGCUCUCGACGUCUGUCUCUCUUGUGUGUGCUGUUCUCGGGGCGCGACUUGCUGCUCCCACCCAUUUACUCUGCCCUCUGCGUACCUGCCCAAUACCCUUUGCACAGUCCCGCGAGCGAAAUCACCACAACCUCAGUCCACCGCCACCACCCCACCCCACCACGAGCGACACCAGGACUACCACUCCCACCGCUACCACUACCACCGCCGCCGCCGCCAAAAUGGCCGCCCCCGCUGUCGCCCCUGUCCUCUCGACCCCGGACACGCACAUCUUCGAGGACCCGACCGAGCCCGUCGCGCCCGCGCCCCGCGUGGCACCCGCACAGCUUGCCGAGACUUAUGAGAUUGAGCGCACGGUGCGUGAGAUCCGCGCUGGGCGCUGGCGUCGCGUUGCGCUGCAAUUUCCGGACCAUAUGCUAGUGGAUGCGCCGCGGGUGUACGAGGCGCUGAGGCGGGGACUGAGCGCGGCGAGGAGGGGAGGCGCCGACGGUGUGGAGCAUGUGGCGAGGGGGCUAGAAGAAGUGGGCUUGGAUGCUACAAAGGAGAAGGACGAGGAAGACGCGGAGCCGGAGGAGCAGCUGUAUAUCUUGGGCGAUACGUCGUACGGUGCGUGCUGCGUCGAUGAGAUCGCGGCGGAGCAUGUGGAUGCGGACGUGGUGGUGCAUUAUGGGCGGUCGUGUCUGUCGCCCACGGCAAGACUGCCCGUCAUUUACGUCUUCACGACGAGGCCGCUGGAGCUGGAGCCCGUGGUCGAGGUGUUCAAGCAGACGUAUCCGGACAAGGACCAGAAGAUCGUACUCAUGGCCGACAUACCGUACUCGGGUCACUUACCUGCGCUCCACGGCCGGCUACAACAGGAGCGGUAUACUGGUCUCUAUCUUACGUCCAUCCUGCACAACCCAUCUUCGCCGCUGCCGAACCGGACAGUACCAGACGAGGUCCAGGAAAACACGGCGGCGCUCCGUGACUAUGAACUCUUCCACGUCUCAGACCCACCCACCUCACUGCUCCUUACCCUCUCCUCCCGUGUUGGAAACAUCAACAUCUACCCCACGGAUACGGCAAAGCCGACGCAGACGCUGCUUGCCUCUUCCGCGCGGACGCUAAGCCGUCGCUAUGCCCUCCUCACGAGACUCACGACGGUUCCCGUCUUUGGUAUCCUGAUCAACACGCUCUCCGUUGCGAACUACAUGCACGUACUAUCACACGUCAAGGAGCAGAUCGAGGCCGCUGGCAAGAAGAGCUACACGUUUGUCGUGGGCAAGGUGAACGCGGCCAAGGUAGCCAACUUUUCAGAGGUGGAGGGAUGGGUGGUGAUCGGGUGCUGGGAGAGCAGUUUGAUCGAGAGCAAGGACUUUUGGAAGCCGAUUAUCACGCCGUUUGAGCUGUCGCUGGCGCUGAAGAGCGACGAGGAGCGGGUGUGGACCGGGGAGUGGACGGGAGACUUCGAGGCCGUGCUUAAGGAGAGGGUGCAAAAGCCGGCAGACGAGGGUGGAGUGGAGCAGCAGCAGCAGGGCGAGGAGGAGGCAAACGAGUCGGAAGAGGAGUCGGCACCGCCAGAAUUUGACCUCCGCACCGGGCGCUACGUCUCCCACGCGCGGCCCCUUCGGGCGGCUCCCAGGGCGGCGCAGGUGGAGGGUAGGGCAGCAGCCAAGUCGCUCGUCAAGCGGGCGAAUGGCGACAUAGCGCAGAUCGGCGGCGUGGUGUCGCCGGGGGCAGAGUUUCUGCGCAGCCAGCGGACGUGGCAGGGCCUCGGUAGCGACUUUGAUGAGGAGGGAGGCGAGGGGCGGGAAAGGGGUGCAGUGAUGGAGGAGGGCAGGAGCGGGAUGGCGAAGGGGUAUGUAGUCGGAGCGGGUGGGGCGGAGGGUCGGUGAGAAUGAGAAUAAAAAAUAGAUAGGGAUGGUAAGGUAGAAUAGAUGAAGCGGCAGAAAACGCGUGAUUAACCAUGAGUUGUGUGAAGCGGCGAGCGGGAGAG
Messenger RNA from Aplosporella prunicola CBS 121167, 2000 nucleotides. RefSeq lists its product as uncharacterized. The coding region runs from base 247 to 1899 and encodes 550 amino acids. Gene Ontology annotation, molecular function: 2-(3-amino-3-carboxypropyl)histidine synthase activity. The record is from RefSeq and is a predicted model, not a curated record. The transcript has a single exon. Gene Ontology annotation, biological process: protein histidyl modification to diphthamide. Lineage: Eukaryota; Fungi; Ascomycota; Dothideomycetes; Botryosphaeriales; Aplosporellaceae.